This is a messenger RNA of Pistacia vera, 1155 nucleotides long. Its product is annotated as DNA repair protein RadA-like. Gene Ontology annotation, biological process: recombinational repair. Lineage: Eukaryota; Viridiplantae; Streptophyta; Magnoliopsida; Sapindales; Anacardiaceae. The transcript has 14 exons. Gene Ontology annotation, molecular function: ATP-dependent DNA damage sensor activity; DNA binding; ATP binding. The record is from RefSeq and is a predicted model, not a curated record. The coding region runs from base 1 to 1155 and encodes 384 amino acids.
AUGGAAGACUACGAAUCAUUUGGGGUUUCUUCUCGUGUACUUGUGAUUUCCAUUUUGGUUCUUGUGUCUCUUGAUAUUAGGUCUGGACCCUUAGGGAAUGAAGUUGCUAGGGUGCUUGGUGGUGGUCUUGUACCAGGCUCUUUAGUUUUGGUUGGUGGCGAUCCUGGUGUUGGCAAGAGCACACUGUUGUUGCAGAUGGCCGCAAUAAUAGCUGAAGGCCGUGAUGUUGGUGAACCCGCUCCGGUUGUGUAUGUCUCUGGUGAAGAGAGUGUUGAGCAAAUUGGAAAUAGAGCUGAUCGGAUGGAGAUUGGAACAGACGAACUUUUCUUGUAUUCCAGUACUGAUGUGGAGGACAUAUUAGAAAAAGUUCAGCCCCUCUCCCCUCGGGUGCUAAUAAUUGAUUCAAUUCAAACAGUUUAUUUAAAGAAAGUUAACCGAAGGGCUGGAGGGCUCAUACAGGUGAAGGAAUGUAUUUUGGCCUUGCUACGUUUUUCAAAGAAGUCCAACAUCCCAAUUCUUUUGGCUGGGCAUGUGACAAAAUCUGGUGACAUAGCUGGGCCUCAUGUUCUCCAGCACAUUGUUGAUGCUGUCUUAUAUGUGGAAGGUGAGAAGUGCUCAUCUUAUCGUCUGCUUCGAGCUCUGAAGAAUCGUUUCGGGUCCAUUGAUGAGAUUGGGGUAUUUGAAAUGUCUCAAUUAGGAAUGCAAGUUGUUACAAACCCCAGUCAGAUGUUUUUAAGUGAGCAGCACUCAGAUUCUGAUGUUUUAGCUGGACUUGCUGUUGCUGUUAUUAUGGAUGGUACUCGGACAUUCCUUACUGAAAUUCAGGAUUUAUGUUUGUCUGGCUACGGAUUUUCAAAACAUGUCAAUGGUAUCAAAGCAAGCAGAGCUGACAUGAUUAUUGCAGUUCUCAUGGAGCAAGCUGGUCUGCAGCUUCGAGAAAACGCCAUAUUUCUAAAUGUUGUUAGUGGGAUGGCCCUGACAGAGACUUCUGGGGAUCUUGCUGUAGCAGCAGCAAUUUGUAGCAGCUUUUGGUAUCUUUCGGUUUAUCCCACACAUUAUAAUUAUGACAUGGAGAUAUCUUUACAUUACUACCAUGAUUUAUGCAAGAUAAUCUUGAUUGAUUUUGCUUUGAGUCAUGUUUCUGUGGUUCUCUAG